AUUGUUUUCGUUGAGACCAAAUGCAGAGAACUGAAGAAGAGCUGCUGAUUUAGCACAUGAUCUAUCUUAUUGCCUUGGGCUCUUAGUACAACAUUGACAGAGUGUGUGCAUGUGAAGGACAAUGUCUACGGGCUGCCCGCCCCAGUCUCCAGCUGUGGCCAAGACAGAGGUGAGCACAGAGGGCUGGUGCCCUCUUUUGGCUGCCACCUUCGCCUAUUGGGACAACAUCCUGGGCCCCCGUGUCCACCACAUCUGGGCUCCAAAAGGUCAAGGCUCCAUGUUGCUUAGCGAUGGCGAGGUGACCUUCCUGGCCAAUCACACCCUCAACGGCGAGAUCUUGCGUAGCGCUGAGAGCGGCGCGGUGGACGUCAAGUUCUUCGUCCUGGCCGAAAAAGGAGUCAUCAUCGUCUCGCUCAUUUUCGACGGUGAGCUGAAGGGGGACAAAAACACUUGUGCCCUGUCAAUCAUCAUGCCGCAGUCUGAGCUCAGCUUCUAUCUUCCGCUGCAUGGGAUGUGUGUAGAGAGACUCAAACAUGUGAUCCGGAAAGGCCGCAUCUACAUGCAGAAGGGUUUUAAUAUCAUCUCUGUGUUGUCCUCUGAGAUAAUUCCCAUUAUGGAGCUUCUCUCUUCCAUGAAGACGCAUAGCGUUCCAGAAGACGUUGACAUAAAAGACACAGUGUUGAAUGAUGACGACAUUGGAGACAGCUGUCAUGAAGACUUUCUGCACAAGGCUAUCAGCUCUCAUCUACAGACUUGUGGAUGUUCCAUGGUUGUUGGAAGUAAUCCAGACAAAGUCAACAAGAUGGUUCUUACCCUCUGUCUGUUCCUCACGCCUGCUGAGAGGCAGUGUUCACGGCUGUGCCGACCAGAUGGUUCCUUUAAAUACGACACUGGCCUUUUUGUACAGGGGCUCCUCAAGGAUGCCACAGGGAGUUUUGUGCUGCCGUACCGGCAGGUACUCUAUUCUCCAUAUCCCACUACACACAUUGACGUGGACAUCAACACGGUGAAACAGAUGCCACCGUGCCACGAACACUCCUACCACCAGCGCCGUUAUAUGCGGGCAGAACUCAGUGCCCUGUGGAGAGCAGCCAGUGAAGAUGACAUUACCGCGGACAACCUCAUCAACGCGCACGACUCCUUCACCCCUGACCUAAAUAUCUUUCAGGACGUGAUGCACAAAGACACACUGGUGAAGUCAUUUAUUGAUGAGGUCUUCCUGUUGAAGCCGGGGUUAUCUCUGCGCAGUGUGUACCUCUCCCACUUCCUGCUCUUGCUGCACAGGAAAGCUCUCACGCUGCUCAGAUAUAUUGAGGAUGAGACUCAGAAAGGGAAGAAGCCGUUCCGAUCGCUGCGGAGCCUUAAGACGGACCUGGACCUCACGGUAGAAGGCGACUUGAACAUCGUCAUGGCGUUGGCGGAGAAGCUGCGGGCGGGGCUUCACUCCUUCGUCUUCGGGAAGCCGUUUUACACCAGCGUGCAGGAACGCGACCUCCUAAUGAGCUUCUGACCCCCCUCGCUCGCCAUCUCUCGCUCGCUUCCAUGGCAACCUGGGAUCCACGGAAGAGGCACCGUUAUUCCCCCGGCCCCGAUUACCAAGCUUUGCUUCAACACCAUACUGCUUCAGUAUGUCAUUGUCACUUCAU
This is a messenger RNA of Chanos chanos (milkfish), 1646 nucleotides long. RefSeq names its product C9orf72-SMCR8 complex subunit (gene c9orf72). The record is from RefSeq and is a predicted model, not a curated record. Gene Ontology annotation, molecular function: guanyl-nucleotide exchange factor activity. NCBI's taxonomy places the organism in Eukaryota, Metazoa, Chordata, Actinopteri, Gonorynchiformes, Chanidae. Gene Ontology annotation, biological process: autophagy; endocytosis. Bases 122 to 1510 code for a protein of 462 amino acids. The transcript is spliced from 10 exons. Gene Ontology annotation, cellular component: endosome; autophagosome.